Messenger RNA from Ctenocephalides felis (cat flea), 1387 nucleotides. RefSeq names its product lachesin-like. The record is from RefSeq and is a predicted model, not a curated record. Gene Ontology annotation, cellular component: neuron projection. The coding region runs from base 23 to 1132 and encodes 369 amino acids. Lineage: Eukaryota; Metazoa; Arthropoda; Insecta; Siphonaptera; Pulicidae. The transcript is spliced from 9 exons.
UUUCACUUUUAAGUUUACUAACAUGGCGUCUUUGUGUACACAGUGGCUUGUUUUAGCUUUUAUUGUUAUUUUAAUUAGUUUAACUAAUGGACAACGCACGCCAACAAUUUCAUACAUAUCUCAAGAACAAAUUAAAGAUAUUGGAGGAACCGUAGAAUUACAAUGCUCAGUGCAGUAUGCCAAGGAAUAUCCAGUUUUAUGGAUCAAAAACGAUCGUGGAGGUUCUACAAUACUUUUGCCUUUGUCAACUGGCAGUACUUUGAUUAUAAAAGACUCAAGGUUUUCCUUAAGAUUUGAUGAUGCCAGUUCUACAUAUAUUCUACAGAUUAAAGAUCUGCAAGAAACUGAUGCUGGUAUUUAUCAAUGUCAAGUACUUAUAUCUGCUACAAAUUCAAUUAAUGCAGAAGUAGAUUUGCAAGUAAGAAGACCUCCUAUUAUCAGUGACAAUACCACAAGAAACUUUGUUGUCUCCGAAGGACAAAUGGUACAAAUGGAAUGUUAUGCUGGAGGUUAUCCUUUACCCAGAGUAUCAUGGAGAAGAGAAAAUAAUGCUAUAUUGCCUUCUGGUGGAAGUAUAUACAGGGGUAAUAUGUUGAAAAUUAAUGCAGUUCAUAAAGAAGAUCGAGGUACAUAUUAUUGUGUAGCCGAAAAUGGUGUAGGAAAAGGUGCUAGGAGAAAUAUUAAUUUAGAAGUAGAAUUUACACCUGUCAUCACCGUGCCUAGACCACGUUUGGGGCAAGCCUUGCAAUAUGAUAUGGAUCUUGAAUGCCACGUUGAGGCUUAUCCACCACCAGCUGUUGUUUGGGUUAAAGAUGAUGUGCAAUUGUCUAACAAUCAACAUUAUAGCAUAUCUCAGUUUGCAACUGCUGAUGAAUUCAUCGACACUACACUUCGUGUAAUCACUAUUGAGAAGAGGCAAUAUGGUGAUUAUGUUUGCAAAGCAACAAAUAAACUUGGAGCAGCUGAAGGCAGGGUACAUCUGUUCGAAUCUAUUAUUCCUGUAUGUCCUCCUGCAUGUGGAAUUGCGCAUUAUGGCGGGGCAACAAAUGUUGCUGCUCCUGGAUUAAUGUUUACUGUUAUCGUUGCCUUUAUCACAAGUGUAAUAAUAAGAAAUAUCACAUCCAAAUAUUAAUUAUCCAGGACUUAGAUGGGACCAUUUCUCAACUGCUAGUGUGCCUAUACUGCCCAAUAAAUUUUGGCUAUAUUCUUUUACAAUACUGGUAAUCUGCACACUCAAUUUGUGUAAUUGAAAUCUUUUAAUGGCCUACUUGAAAAGUUUUUAUACCGUUGUGUUGAACCAUGUUGUUUCCUGACUAUUGAAUAAGCGUAAGAUUAAUAUUGCAAAUGAUUUUUUGAACACAUGUGUCACACGUAUUUAGGUUUGUGA